Linum trigynum is the source of this 3063-nucleotide messenger RNA. The record is from the annotation of a GenBank genome assembly. Lineage: Eukaryota; Viridiplantae; Streptophyta; Magnoliopsida; Malpighiales; Linaceae.
GUACCAUUUUGUGGGAGUCGGUUGGGGCCCUUAAUGAUGUGCUUUGAGGGUGUGUUUGCUAUGGAUGUGAACCUUGAGUUGGCUACUUUUUCACGGAUGUGCACCCAUACCUUGAUUAUGCUUGUUUGAUCGAGUUUUUGACCCCCGAACUAUGGAUGAAACCAUGGUUCGGCUGUUUUCUGUUCUUAAGUGUGGGGGUGUGAUUUACCUUUCCUUUGGCUCUUUUGGUUCCACUUUGGGUUGUUCUUUUGCAGGAGCAUGACGAAGCCCGAUCUCAAGCACCAGUUUAUUCGAGAUUUGAGGAGGGGCCCCCACCGGGAUCGUUUUAAGAGCGUCCUGGCCUGCAAGUUUGGGCAGCAUCAUUGCUGGUCCAAGCGGGAGUUUGAGAAGCUGAACUGCUACGAGCACUUCUCCGCCAUUGUCACCAACCGCCCCUGGCGCCGCCUACUCUGCAUUUGCGAGAAGGUUUACUACGAGCUCGUGCUUGAGUUCUACACAACCUUCCAGCACACCGACACGGAGAAUUGGAAGGACGGAGAAGCCGUCAAGUUCAGGCUCGGCGGUGCACCCCCGAUCCAUGAGCUACCACGAGCAGGCGGCCGCCCUAGACCUCGGCCUGGUCGAUGAUAGGGACUACGUCACCGAGCUUCUCGAGCCAGAGGGGGUGAACUUCAAGACACUGUACACCCGCCUCGCUCGGCCAGGCCAGCUUCCCUUCUCGGCGGGGAAGACGAAGGCCAGCACAUUGCAGCUUGACAACCGCAUUCUCCAUCACUUGCUGGCCAAGUCUUACACUCCAGCCUCGGACAGUGCCAGCGCCAUCACAAAGAGAGCCAUGUACUUCAUCCAGUCUAUGCACCAGAGGGAUCAUCCCCUCCACUUGGGUUCGGUGGUGGCGAGGACCUUCGACAAGAGUGCUUCCGAGCUGAAGAAACUCCACUGCACUCCCCUCAUCACCCGCCUGGCCGCCUACUUCCAGAUAUCACUGCAGGGGUGCACAGAGCAGGGAGACACCAGUGUCUUUGGCUCAUUUACGAUAGGUCGCAUGCAACUGCUUCGAGAAGGGUGAGGAGUCCAGUGGAUCGAGGGGUUUCCUCAACCUCAGAUCCCAGAGGAGGACUAGCCGGAGGUUCCUGAGGUGCGGAUGAUGAGUAUGUCCACCCCGAGGAUGUGGAUGAUACUGCUGCCGCCCUCCCCACCACCUUCGAGUACGGGGGUGGCUGUUCCACUUUCCCCCGCCAGGACUACUUCAUUCAGCAGUUCGAGCAGCUGCGUGUCCAGAAUCAGUAGCUCUACGACCAUCAGCUCCAGUUUCAACAGCAGUAUUCGGCUCACCAUGCUGAGUACCAGACCCGGUUGGCUGCGUAUAAUGAGCGCCUUGAUCGGAUGGAGACCUAGCAGGGGGUGACCCUGGCUCGCAUCGAGAGAGAGCAGGCCCGAUCUCGGUGCAUGCAGGAGGUUCAGUAGCACCUGCUCCAGCUGCUACCAGGCGAGCAGCCAGUCUGGAGGACUCCCUGGGAGGACUCUCCACUUCCACCUCCAUCAGCUGAUGAUGAUGAUGAAUUCAUGAAUGACAUCGAUCUGGACAACCUUGGUGACGAGUAGGCAGUACUUGUCGCCCCUCAGUGUGUGUUUUUGUUUAGACUUUUUAUGUUUGCUCCAUGUGUUUGAGGAGCUUGAACUAAGUCUGUCGGUUGUCUUUUGUCCUUUUUCCUUUCUUUUGUGGAUUGUUAUUUUGUGGCCAUCUGGGCCAACUCUGAUCCCUAACGCACGGUGUGCUAGUGUGUUCUUGAUGUUCCUUUAGUGCAGAAAUGCCUGUUCGUUCCAUAUGUCCCCGGCUGACUGGCCCACUUCCAGUCUUCUGCAGUAUUUCAAUCCGGUAACAUCGUCCCCCUUAUCUCUCUCUCUACUCCAUUGAGGGCAAUGUCGUGCUUAAGUGUGGGGGGGGGGGGGGUGCUUUGUAUCGGUUGGAAUUUGUAUACGUGUGCUUGGAGCCUAGUCCGCUGUCCAAAUCUUGAGAUUUGAGGGCUCCAAGUACAGCUGUUUGAUCAUAUUGGCACUGUGUUUGGAUUGGUGAAUUGAAUGGUUUUCGGAUUAAUGCAUGACAACUGGAUGGUGACUAGGGCAACCUAUAAUGAUGAUUGAGACGUGCAGUAGAGUUGUGUAGGGGUUCAGUUUUUCAACUGUUUGCUUACCAACUGUGACUUGAAUGGAUCACUUGUUCUUGACAGUAGUUUAUGCAUCUAGUUCAGGGAAUCAGAAUGAGAGAUAGAGCAUAUAGGUAGCCAUGUGAGAUUUGAGCCUGCUCGUUUCUUUCUUGUGCGAUAGUUCCCUCUUCCAUGAUGUGUAGCAUUCACGUUGUCAUUAGCUAAGAUGAUGGAGGCAUAGGAUUAGCCCACGACCAAAUUGACUGUCCUGGUGUGUCAUACCCCCUAGUCAGCCCCUUUGAGCCGUGUGUUCUCCUUUCUUUCGGUCUACAAUGAAAAAUCCCCUUUUGCAUCUUUUAGAAGGUUCCACAGAGUGAUUUUUGCAUGUUCUCUGCUGUUUCUGCUAAAUGUAAUGUGAGAGUCGGAGGUAGUUCUUAAAAAGUUGGGCAUGUGUUUGAAAAAUGUGCAGAGGUGGUGGUUCUCUUAAGAAAUGGAAAAAAUGAAAGAAAAACAAAGAAAAAAUGAAAGAAAAAGAGAGCCACCACCAAAAAUUUGAAUAAUGCCCAUUAGGUAGUGUUUCUUAGCAGUCUGGCUUAGAAAUACUAGCAUUUAUGUGACCUCCUUCCCUCUUGUGCUCUGAAGAAUUUGAGUAAUGCAGAAUAGCAGAAAGAAAGUACUGGUUUGAUUGACUGUGAGUUUGUUGGGUUUGGAAAUGUGGAACCUUGUGCUAUGAAUACUUCCACCACCUAAAAGGCCUUUUCUCCAUGUCCAAGACCCUAGCCAGUCGUUUGAACCUGUGUCUAAGACCUCCGGAUUAGUUAAUGAUGACAACCAUUUAUGUGAACUCUAACAUUUAGAGGCUGCCGUCAUGGUGAAGAGAUGUUAGGAAUUGAGAGAAUAAGUAUGCGCACUUUUC